AAAGUGGAAGCAAAGAGCCUGCAGGCAGAGCCAUUCGAACUGCAUCUCAGAAGGUAGACGCGAGACUUUAGUCUGGUGGAUUCUGCCACUUUGUUUCCAGCUCAGAAGACACGGCUCUGCCAACCAGAUCCCAGACCCAUGUCAGUGACUGAAGAUGAUACUCUUUACUACCCCUCACUACCUCCACUGCUACCACCUGGUCACUAACAUCACUCACCUGGACACUGCAACGGCCCCCUAAGUGAUCUCCCUACCUGCCUGGACCAGUUGCCCACACCAGUCUGUUGACGUUAACAGCCAAGGAAUCAUGGGAACACUUAAGCCUGCCUAUGGCUUCCCACGUCACAUCAAGUAGAAGGCCCUGUGUGAUCCCACCCCGUUUUCUCUGCAGCCUACAGAGGGAGUCUAUUCUACACCAUCCAGAAGGAGCAGACCAGACUAAAGAUGAAGCUGCAGCAGCUGCUGAAGCUGAAGGAGGAGCUCCGGAACAGCCCCCAAAACAAGGUCCCAUUCCCAAAGCCUGAAGUCUCCCUGGUGUUCCGAAGACACACUCAGCAGGGCAGGGAGAUGCCCACGUCUCUGAUUUCCAACCUGAAGAUCUGCUACCCUCUGCCUGGGGGCUCAGCUCUGGUCACCUUCGAUGACCCCAGUGUGGCCGAACAGGUGCUACAGCUAAAGGAGCAUAAGAUCGACCUGGAACAGUGCCGGCUGCGGGUGCAGGUCCAGCCCUUGGAGCUGCCCAUGGUGACAGCCAUCCAGGUGUCCAGCCAGAUGAGUAGCCAGAGGGUGCUGGUCAGCGGGUUUCCUCCUGGGCUCAAGCUGAGCGAGGAGGAGCUGCUUGACAAGCUGGAGAUCUUCUUCGGCAAGACCAAGAAUGGGGGUGGAGACGUGGAAACUCGGGAACUGCUGCAUGGUGGGGUCGUCGUGCUGGGGUUUGCUAAGGAUGAAGUGGCCCAGAACCUGUGCCGGAUUGGCCAGUUCACAGUGCCACUGGCUGGGCAGCAGCUCCCUCUGAAAGUCUCUCCCUACAUUACUGGAGAGAUUCAGAAGGCAGAGGUCAGGUCCCAGCCAGUGCCCCAGUCAGUGCUGGUACUCAACAUUCCCGAUGUCCUGGAAGGCCCAGAGCUGCAUGACCUCCUGGAGAUCCACUUCCAGAAACCCACCCGUGGGGGAGGGGAGGUGGAGGCCCUGACAGUCGUGCCCCCGGGACAGCGAAGACUGGCGCUCUUCACUGCUGUGGAGUCAGGCUAGGAGCCUGCCCUCCUCAGACUGGGCUGGGGCAGGGGGGCACCAGUCAACAGUGGGCAGGGACUCCGGGUUGCGAAAUGCAGCCCCAGAACAGUAAAAGUCUCUGCAUGG
Molecule: messenger RNA, 1359 nt
Organism: Artibeus jamaicensis (Jamaican fruit-eating bat)
Lineage: Eukaryota; Metazoa; Chordata; Mammalia; Chiroptera; Phyllostomidae
Gene: IFI35
Product: interferon induced protein 35
Exons: 8
Coding region: 445-1251 (268 amino acids)
Cellular component (GO): nucleus
Source: RefSeq, a predicted model, not a curated record